AUGGCGACAGGCGGGAGAGUCAUCCGCGAUGGGGACACGGUGGUCGCCUUCUCUCCUCCCAACAACACGAGGGCCGUGACCGUCGACGCGGCCAGCGCGUUCAACAACAAGAACGGCAGCUUCGACAUGAGGGACUGGAUCGGUCGGCCGUUCGGCUGCACAGUGUGGCCUGCCAAGCCGCCUGGGGGUCCCCCACUCUACCUGUUAGCCCUCACGCCAGAGCUGUGGACGGUAGUGCUGCGACACAGGACGCAGAUCCUGUAUCUGCCCGACAUCAGCAUGGUCUGCGGCUUCCUUGAGGCACGACCGGGGGUCACCCUGCUGGAGAGCGGCACAGGCAGUGGCUCCCUAAGUCACGCCUUGGCAAGGGCUGUGACUCCGGGGGGCCAUUUGUUCACGUUUGAGUACCACAAGGAACGGGCCGACUGGGCAAGGGAAGAGUUUGAAAGCCAUGGCUUGCAAGAAGUCGUCACAGUGACCCAGAGGGACAUCGAGGUGGAAGGUUUUCCCGAUGAGCUUUCUGGCAAGGCCCAUGGUGUGUUCCUUGAUCUGCCUUCUCCAUGGAAGGUCGUCCAGUCUGCCCACUCGAGCCUCAGGAGCAUCGGGGGCAGGAUCAGCACCUUCAGUCCCUGCAUGGAGCAGGUGCAGAAGACUGUGGAGAGGAUGCGUGCCUGCGGUUUCACUGACGUGCGGGUAAUGGAGUGCCUUGCGAGAGACCACCAAGUCAAAACGGUGAAGUUCCUCACGAACUUCACGGCAGGUGGAGGCAAUUGGGAAGGUCGUCAAGGGAAACGAGCGCGCACCCAGUUCGAGGCUGCCAAGGCUCCCGGACAGACAGAAGGUGUCGAGGGAAGCAAACCAACACAGCCUGCAGACAGCGUUGAAGGGGGGCCCGGGGAUGUCGAUGCUGAGCAAGGGCUUGAAGAUGAACCAACAGAGAAGGAUAUGUGCGUGUCUCAGCCCGGGUGGAAUUCGAGGGGACACACUGGAUACCUGGUUUUUGCACGGAAAUGGGUUGAGGUGCCAGAGCAAGGAUGGGCAAAACGGGCAACCACUGCGGCACCAAGGGAUCAGGCUGCUGCAUGUGACAGUGUUGUGCGUAGAACAGAACCCAGCGCAGAAGCUGAAGUGCCACUAUAG
Molecule: messenger RNA, 1140 nt
Organism: Ostreobium quekettii
Lineage: Eukaryota; Viridiplantae; Chlorophyta; Ulvophyceae; Bryopsidales; Ostreobiaceae
Source: the annotation of a GenBank genome assembly